Molecule: messenger RNA, 1796 nt
Organism: Panicum virgatum (switchgrass)
Lineage: Eukaryota; Viridiplantae; Streptophyta; Magnoliopsida; Poales; Poaceae
Exons: 4
Coding region: 906-1319 (137 amino acids)
Source: RefSeq, a predicted model, not a curated record
CGAUAAUAUGGCCUAAAAUUUUAUGGUUUUAUCAGAUAUAGCGUGAAUUAUAUAACCUGACAAAAAAAUGUUAAAAUUGGUUUCGAAAAAUUGCAUGAUAAUGAUUUUGUUAUAUGAGAGACGUGGAUGAGAAAUCAAACUUCUGUUUAGUUCCUUGGUUAAUUAACUGGUUUGUGGAAUUUGUCCAAUUGAUAUUAUUUUUCAAGGUACAGUGGAAUCUGUUAUAGGAUUGCAAGAUCUUAUAUUCUGUAACAUCCAUCAAACCAAAGUUGAAUCCUCGUUAAUGUAAGCAACUGUGUACAUGUAACACUUCAAACAAUGUUUAAUAGUUUUUCCUUUAAAUUUGCUGCAUAAAAUUACUCCAGCACCAGACCCUUUCUGUGAAGUUGCUUUCUAUAAAUUUGCUUUGUAAAUCAUUAAUAAAAUUACCAUAAUAACGUGUGAAACUAUUUUUAUCCUUUUUUGCUCUUUAUAAAUCUUUUGCAUGGAAAGAAUAUUUCAUCAGAAUAUUUCUUGAACAAAAUAUGCUAAAAUCCAGUAAGAAGUUGUGAGUUUUCAAGCAGAAUCCAAAUACGCACAACUAAUGUUGCAUUGCCCUACAUUGUGAAUAUUCCAACAGACUGUAUCUAUAAAUUCAUUGCCAAUCUCUUGGAAACAACUUUUAAAAAUCAUUUGAACCAUGGUUGACAACACGUGCAGAAACCUUUGGUGUGUAUACAGAGAAAACAAGAGAUGACAGCUAGGGACUUAAAGGCAGCAGAUGAAAAUGAAGAGAAGUUUGGAACUUUGGCCAGGUCCUCUGCUCUGUUGUUCUUAUUAUGCAUCAGGGCAUGAUCUAAUCCUGCAUUGUACAGGAAAUUAGUAGCAUUAUUUCUGCAGUUGACUGCUCAGUCCGGGCAGAUGAAAUGGAACGAGGCCUAAACACAACAGAAGAGAACGUCACUCAACUCGCAGUGAUUUCUAAGGAACCAAAGACUCCCGGGAGGUCCAGCGCCCUCGUCUGGUUGAUGGAGAUGCCAAAGGACGCCGCGGUGCCAUCCAGGACCAUGCAGAGGCACCGGGGAUCGGUCUGGACGACUCCAGCGAGCACGGAGCAGCAGGAGAUCCCCGGUUCCGGGGCCUUGCUCGAGAUGAAGUCCAUGCACGGGGAGAGGGUCAUCAUCACGCUCGAGCAGCCGUUGCCCUGCGCCGCAACCUGGGAGAAAGCCAGCACCACCACCAGACUUGCCAUCGCCAGGGCGGUACCCAUCGUUCGUGCAGCCAUCAUCAGGCUGCACGAAGCGAGAGCUUCGGUUCUUGACAGAGGGUGUGGUCUGUGAGGACGGUGGAGGAGGGAGGUGGCCAAUGGUGUGGUGAUGCCGCGGGAUUGUUGGAAUCCUAGUAUACCAGGUAGCUACCAUGCUCUCCCUGACCACACAGGUGUUUGGCCACAGCAGGGAAUGCACGUAGCCUUUGCUUGCAGCAUACUAUUUAUGGAAAUGCUUCUGUGUUCAUGCAUGACUGGGAAGAGCCCGGUUGCUUCAAGCCCAGCUCGUCAGCUCCAGCCAUCGGUUCCUGGGUCUGGGCGGUCAAUUUCUCAUUGAAUUUGUAACACGGGUCUUGAAAAAAAUAAGCUUCUGAUUGUUGAGCUGUUAUUUGGAUUGUCCCAAGAACAAGCUUGGUCAAUCACGUUUUGCCCCUUGAUCAUUAUGUUUUAGAGGCUGGUUCAUGUGUAUACAUGAGCGAAGUCCCCUGGUAUGUAAUGGAUAUUGUAUCUGGCGAUUUGCCUUUGCAUAGAGCUUGAUACUUGCGUUGCA